Messenger RNA from Symbiodinium sp. CCMP2456, 312 nucleotides. NCBI's taxonomy places the organism in Eukaryota, Dinophyceae, Suessiales, Symbiodiniaceae. The record is from the annotation of a GenBank genome assembly.
GUCACGAAGUGGGGCUACAAAUUACCCCAGCUCGCCGCGGAGUACACGCGGUCGGUGACUUCACCCGAGAUUUUCGAGGGAGCGAAAAUCCUCGACGCUGGUGCGGGCACUGGUCUGCUGGCACACAGCCUCAAGGAGGCUGGUGUUAAGGAUGCGACGGCCAUUGACAUCUGCACGGAGUUGCUCUCGAAAGCCAUGAAAUCGGGCUUCUACUCUUGCUGCAAGGUGGUCGACCUGAAGGCCACCUUCGAUUUCCCGGACAGCUGCUUCGAUGUUACGCUUUGCCUGGGCACGCUCACCUACAUGGACCCC